This is a messenger RNA of Papilio polytes (common Mormon), 1848 nucleotides long. RefSeq lists its product as uncharacterized. Lineage: Eukaryota; Metazoa; Arthropoda; Insecta; Lepidoptera; Papilionidae. Bases 1 to 1848 code for a protein of 615 amino acids. The record is from RefSeq and is a predicted model, not a curated record. The transcript has a single exon.
AUGUUUGGUUAUAAACGAGAGGUCAGCACCAUUUGGUACUCUACCCAUCGAUACGAUCCUUUCGAUUCUGGCGCGGAUUUUACUAUCAAAACUGAAGGCUGCACUAUACCAGAGUUACAUCCUUUCGACGAGAGCAUACGAAAAUUUAUUGAAUAUCCAAAACAUUUAAAACCUUGCAGAAAUAAAGACAUAUCAAUAUUAAAAAAUAACGAAACGCAUAUUUGGUUAGCGGCUGAAAAUUUUGAGCACGGCCCUAAUAUUAAUUUAACGUGCUGUUAUAAAGCAUUCUACAGGCCUUUGGCAAUAAACGAAAUAUCAUCCGCCGAUAUAGACGACAGGGUAAAAUAUGACGAAUGCGUUUACUUCUACGAUUACAUCGAAGUGAGCAAUGAAUUUGUUAAAGUAUCCUGCACCAGCCAUGACAAAGUUGUAUAUGAACAGUUUUAUGUAUUUGCGUUGAAGAAGCCAUUUACAUCUUACAAGGAAGAUUCAACCGAAGCCCCAAUAAAUCAAUCGGGAUAUAAUGUAUUAGUGAUGGGCAUCGAUGCGAUUUCUCGAUUAAAUUUCUACAGAACGAUGCCUAAAACUUUAUCGUAUUUGAAAAAGAAAGGUGCUAUAGAAUUAUACGGUUACAAUAAAGUUGGAGACAAUACUUUUCCUAAUCUAAUACCGAUGCUACUCGGCAUUAGGGAUACAGACCUAAAGAGGACUUGCUGGCCUAAUGUAAGAGCUACAUUUGACAAUUGCCCUUUUAUAUGGGACUGGUUUAAAGAGGCCGGCUACUACACCGCGCUCGGCGAAGACAGCGCCAGUUUAGGGACAUUUAACUUUGAAAAACUGGGCUUCAGCGGCACUCCUACCGAUUAUUACAUACGUACUUUUAUACACGAAGCGGAGCUACGAGCUGGAAAUAAUAAAGAUUUUAACUCAUACAUAUGCAUGGGAAAUAAAUAUUUUUAUCAAGUUUUACUAGACUAUAUAGAGGAUUUGACGAAAACUUUAAAAUCGUCAAAACUUUUUGGGUUCUUUUGGGAAGUGACUAUGAGUCACGAUUAUUUAAAUUACCCCGUUAUUAUGGACGAGAGCUACGAAACAUUUUUAAAACAUUUGGACAUAUCAAAAUAUCUAGAAGACACAAUUUUAAUUUUGCUAAGCGACCACGGUAUACGCUGGGGCGACAUCAGGCUCACCAAGCAGGGCCGGCUCGAGGAGCGGUUGCCGCUUGUCCACAUCCUGUUGCCGCCAUCCUUUCGCAAUAACUACGCCCUUGCCUACGAUAAUUUAAAAUUAAACAGCAAACGUCUCACUACACCGUUCGACUUGUAUGCAACCCUAUCAGAUCUCGUUAACAUGGAUAGUAUCAAGAAUGAUAAAGUGAGAUAUCGGAGCUCUUUACACUACGCUCAGGAUCGAAGCAUUAGUUUGUUUCUCCCAAUUCCAAGUAAUAGAACAUGUCCGAUCGCCGGUAUCGACGAUCACUGGUGUACCUGUCUAAUGGGAAGGAGGGUAUCAAGUACAAGCAGGAAGGCAUCAGCGGCGGCCGCGGUCGUGGUGCGGGAACUGAAUAUAUUGCUGCGUCCCCAUCGACAGUGCCAGCGUCUUCUGCUCGCCAAGAUAUUAGAGAUAACGGAGAUGGAAGUGGGGAAGCCGGAAGAAGGCGAAGUUGGGUGGCGCGAGUUCAUAGUGACAGUACGCACUUCGCCUGGGGACGGUUUGUUCGAGGCGACGGUGCGUCUGCGAAGCGGUGGCUGGUCGCUGGCCGGCAGUGUCAGUAGGCUCAACCUCUAUGGCGACCAGAGCCACUGCGUACACGACGCCCAGCUCAAAUUAUAUUGCUAUUGUAGAUAA